Molecule: messenger RNA, 2571 nt
Organism: Paraglomus occultum
Lineage: Eukaryota; Fungi; Glomeromycota; Glomeromycetes; Paraglomerales; Paraglomeraceae
Source: the annotation of a GenBank genome assembly
AUGAACAACAACCAAACCACUUACCAACUUUCUCACACAACACACGAUCGUCCAUCUGCCAGUUCGUCCUUCAACAUUCUUUCCGUCUUAAAUCCAGAACCAUCGCCACCCUCGGGUCUUGGUCCAGCCCCAACAGACCACAUCACAAGAACCCUACCUUCCCCUAGACAACAAGAACCACCCACACGAACGAUACUACCUCCACCGUCCGCGAUCACCCAACCUCAGUACUAUGAUCCCGUAAGAUAUAGCACGAGUACUCUGCAAGGCCAUGGGCAGAGUCAGAGCAAUUCAACCGGUUUUACAUUACUGCCUCCGCCAUUUCCGCUGGCUUCUUAUCCGACUUCUCCAACACAAUCAUAUUCUUCCAAUUCUCAUAAUAGUUCCAAUACACAGCCGGGGUACGGAUAUCCAUAUACUUACCGCUCGCCAGGCUUUAAUACCCAGACACCUGCAAGUUUCAACACUACACUAGCUCCCAUUUCGCAAAUUUCACCACCUGUAACUUCCCCCUUGUCAAUGGCACCUCCGCGUCCAGAGAUUGUAAACUCAUGUAACUUGUCGCCGUCGACAGCACAAGUUACGAGUCCAACCUCGGCGCAACAUCAGUAUUCCGCUCUAAAUGGUUCUGUGGCAGACGACGCUAACACACUACUCAAGUUUGCCAACAGCAAUAAAAUGGAUAUAGACGAGAAAACGACGUAUAAUAGAUCAAACGCACAAGAUAUACCGCCAUAUUCUGUACAGACAAAUGUAACGGAAAGACAAGUAACCAACGAAUACGAAAACUCUCGGCUCGCCCAGCUUCUCGACACUGCUCUUGAGCAAGAACGAAGAGAGCGUGAGUUGGCCGACGAGGAGAAUAGAAUGAUACAUAGAGAGCGCGAAGAACCGAGAGAGUCGGAUCCGUCUAUCAAAGGCGAGCAUUCGAGAGAGGAGAGUGUAGUAGGUAGUCCGAGUGUUGAAGAAGAAUUGGAUAUUGUCCAAGACGAUCAGGAGGUUGUUGUGGACGUAACUCCUCCGAGGGAAUUAGUCGAAAAUAAUACAGUAAACUCUUUGGCGCGGUCAGUCAACCAGUUCGGUAAGCAUUACGACUACGACGAGCCGUUGAACGAUUACGAGGAUACAGUAGAAGUUAGUACCGAUGAAGUUAUGAUUUUUAUGCCGAAGAGCGAAGGAUACGAAAACGGAAAACAAGUCGAAGCAAUGAGCCAAGAUGAUGUAAACAAGAACGUGAAGCUAGAAGAAACUUCACCAGAACCAUCUUCAUCCGGAGACGAGUUCCACAAAUCACCAUCCUCCUCUCGUCGCUCAAGCAUCUCAAAAACCGUCCUCAAAAAAACUUCCAUCAAAAAACCUAGCGUACGUCAUCUUUCAGCUAAGAAAUCGCUGAAACGCAAAUCGUCAUCUUCAAACUUGCAUUCUCCAUCCGGUGACGAUAAUGCUUUGCGCAUUGACCCCAUUUCUGGCUCUCCUUCUCUAUCCAAUACUCCUAACAGCAACAAGAAACUUAAAAAGGCUAAUAAGCAGCGGCGCAAGAAUUCCCAGAGUUCGAGUGUAACUGCAUCACCGAUGAUCGAUCCGAUCGCCGGUAACUCUGCAGGAGCGGAACCGAUGGCGGUCGAUGAGACGCAGAUCAGCAACAAGUUGUAUUGUAUAUGUAGGUCGGGCUUUGACAACCGGUUCAUGAUUCAGUGUGAUGGAUGCAAUGAGUGGUAUCACGGUGACUGCGUUAAGAUAUCGGAAGAUAUAUCGCAGUUAAUCGACAAGUACUAUUGCCCGGGCUGUACAGCCAAAGGUAAUACUUCUUCUUGGAAACAAAAAUGCCGAAAUCCACCAUGCAACAAACCAGCUCGCAUUCCGUCAUCCAGAUACUGCUCUCAAGGUUGUGGGUUAGCAUUGGCACAGGCACGUCUGCGUGAGAACGAAAAGCGUGCCAAACUCAUGCUUUAUCUGCAAAAACCUCAAACUCCCCUCAAACCAUCUACACCGAACUCUGACAAGUCAACUCCCUCAUCCAACAAACGCUGCACACGAAACCUAGCAGCCGAUUUGGACGAUCGUUCUCACUGGAAAAAGGUUCAGGAAGAAUGGGAUCGUGUUACGAAAUUUUCCGAGGUUAUUGAGCGACGAGAACAGAUCUUAAGAAAAGCCAUAAAACGAUGUGAGUCGGAAGGGAAGAAUGGAUACACACCGUGUGGAUUUGAUAGUCGUUUGCUCCUCAAUGACAAAGAAGUGAUGGAACUUGGUGAUGCGACCGAUGAGAACGUUAACAUUUGCAAGGAGAAGGGAAGCUGCGAAAAGCAUCCAUUGUGGCAAAGUGUUAAACUUGUAGAAAUUGAGCAGGAGAAGGCUUUACAGUCAGCGCGAUUAGAAAAGCUGCGUGCUGAAAAAAAGCAAAUUGGUAGCCGUAUGAAGAGGCGCAAAACUGAUUGGGAAUCCGCGUUAUUGAAUGGUACAAUAAAUCACUCUGCCCGCUCUCGUAUGGCCAUUUUAGUUAAUAAGGCUGAUGACGACGACAAACUCACCAUCGAAGAGACAAAAAAUUCAUUCGUGGAUAUUGAAGCAUAG